Talpa occidentalis (Iberian mole) is the source of this 1752-nucleotide messenger RNA. RefSeq names its product protein kinase, membrane associated tyrosine/threonine 1 (gene PKMYT1). The coding region runs from base 109 to 1581 and encodes 490 amino acids. Gene Ontology annotation, molecular function: ATP binding; protein kinase activity. The transcript has 7 exons. Lineage: Eukaryota; Metazoa; Chordata; Mammalia; Eulipotyphla; Talpidae. Gene Ontology annotation, biological process: protein phosphorylation. The record is from RefSeq and is a predicted model, not a curated record.
GUGCGCGCGCAGCGGACGUGGCGCUCCCCUGCAGCCUCGCGGGGCCCCGGGCCCAGGCGCUGUGUGAGUGGUCCCGAAACCUGCCCCUCAGGGCGUCGUGCGCUGGCCAUGCCUGUGCCCACAGAGGGCACCCCGCCACCCUUGAGUGGCACCCCCGUCCCAGUCCCGGCCUACUUCCGCCACGCUGAGCCCGGCUUCUCCCUCAAGAGGCCUGGGGGGCUCAGCCGGAGUCUCCCGCCACGGCCCCCGGCCAAGGGCAGCGUCCCUGUCAGCCGCCUCUUCCCUCCGCGGACCCCCGGCUGGCACCAGCCCCAGCCCCGGAGGGUGUCGUUCAUAGAUGAGGUCCCCGAGACCCUGCGGAGCCCCGGCUACGACCCCAGCCGGCCCGAGUCCUUCUUCCAGCAGAGCUUCCAGAGACUCGGCCGCCUGGGCCACGGCUCCUACGGAGAGGUGUUCAAGGUGCGCUCCAAGGAAGACGGCCGGCUCUACGCGGUGAAGCGUUCCAUGUCGCCCUUCCGGGGCCCCAAGGACCGGGCCCGCAAGCUGGCCGAGGUGGGCGGCCACGAGAAGGUGGGGCAGCACCCCCACUGCGUGCGGCUGGAGCGCGCCUGGGAGGAGGGCGGCCUCUUGUACCUGCAGACGGAGCUGUGCGGGCCGAGCCUGCAGCAGCACUGCGAGGCCUGGGGCGCCGGCCUCCCCGAGGCCCAGGUCUGGGGCUACCUGCGGGACUCCCUGCUGGCCCUGGCGCACCUGCACCGCCAGGGCCUGGUCCACCUGGAUGUCAAGCCGGCCAACAUCUUCCUGGGACCCCGGGGCCGCUGCAAGCUGGGGGACUUUGGGCUGCUGGUGGAGCUGGCUGCGUCCGGAGCAGGCGAGGCCCAGGAGGGGGACCCCCGGUACAUGGCCCCCGAGCUGCUGCAGGGCUCCUACGGGACGGCGGCCGAUGUGUUCAGCCUGGGUCUCACCAUCCUGGAGGUGGCCUGUAACAUGGAGCUGCCGCACGGCGGGGCGGGCUGGCAGCAGCUGCGCCAGGGCUACCUGCCCCCGGAGUUCACUGCCGGCCUGUCUCCAGAGCUGCGCGCUGUCCUCGUCAUGAUGCUGGAGCCCGACCCCAAGCUGCGGGCCACGGCCGAGGCCCUGCUCGCCCUGCCCGUGCUGCAGCAGCCGCGGCCCUGGAGUGUCCUGUGGCACGUGGCUGCGGAGGCCCUGAGCCGCGGGUGGGCCCUGUGGCAGGCCCUGCUGGCCCUGCUGUGCUGGCUCUGGCAUGGGCUCGCUCGCCCUACCAGCUGGCUGCAGCCCCCGGCACCCCCCGCCACCCCGCCUGGCUCACCACCUUGCAGCCUCCUCCUGGACAGCAGCCUCUCCAGUAACUGGGAUGACGACAGCAUGGGACCCUCGCUGUCUCCAGAGGCCAUGCUAGCCAGGACUCCCGGGAGCACCUCCACGCCCCAGAGCAGGUGCCCGAUGAGGGAUCCCCUGGACCUAAGUGACCUAGACUCUGAACCACCUCGGGGCACCUUCCCCUCCUUUGAGCCUCGGAACCUCCUCAGUCUGUUUGAGGACUCACUGGGCCCAAGCUGAGCCGCACUAGCCUCCGUGCUUUUACCCUUCCAGCCCCUCCCUCCUCCUGGAGACCGAGGUCCCCUGGGAAGUCCAGGGCCCCUCCUGUCCGGCCAUGUCUAAUAAAGCUACUUGGAUCUGGGGAGCACCCAAGCGUGCUUUUGUGACAAUGCAGCGCUUCCUGCCCCCUUU